Messenger RNA from Trichosporon asahii var. asahii CBS 2479, 1020 nucleotides. RefSeq lists its product as uncharacterized. Bases 1 to 1020 code for a protein of 339 amino acids. The record is from RefSeq and is a predicted model, not a curated record. The transcript has a single exon. Lineage: Eukaryota; Fungi; Basidiomycota; Tremellomycetes; Trichosporonales; Trichosporonaceae.
AUGGCUCUUGAUGCGAAUCGCUUCCCGCACCUCCUCGACGCCGUCGUCAACGCGGUCAUUGAUGGGGAGGACGAAACGUCAAUUCAUUCAUUGCGUCGGACAAACCACUCAGUGCGAGACUUCAUCGACCGCCACAUCGUACGCCACGUAGCCUGCACUCGGCGGGAUGACGAGGUGUGCGAUGAGAACGGACGCCCACGCCGCGUCUUCGCCGUCUUCACCGCCGUCGGCCGUGUGCGCCUCGACUACGGUCGGCCACGAGUAGCUGCACGCGUGCGCACGCUCGACAUAUACGCAGACAAACUCGCUCUCUCCCUACCGGCGCACCUGCACACCUGCGAACCCAUCCAGUUCCCCAAUCUGCGAUACGUGCGGAUGUUCUGCGACCGCUGGACAGAGUUGCGGGGCUGGAUCUCUCGAGACGCCAGCGGUAUCACCAUGAUCAUCCCCAUCACGGCCUCUCGGGCGAGCUUCUGGAGCAUUCUCCUCUACGCUGCCCCACGGGCCUUUCGUCGCUGGAUUACUGUUGCGCCUGCACAGAUGUUCUCGGAUGGUCGUCCUGACGAGCCGUUCACGUGGUCCUCCGAUCCCCUGGAACGGUCCAACGCACCCGAGGACACAGCUACGGGGGUGAAUCACUCCAUCCUUCAUCAAGACCCGGUCGAGACCAGUGAAUUCGCCGAGCUCACUGGGAGGAGACCCUCCGAUCUGCCCUUCGGAAAGAGUUUUGUUAGCUCUGUCCUGACGUUUGAAGAGGCUGCAGAGGAGCUCAAGACCGACCAACAGCGAGCCCUAGGGCAGGUCACUAUCAGAGACUGUGCCCUCGCCGGACCUGAGAGAUUGACCCGACACUUUGUGGACGAGUACAGAAGCGAGUCAUGGAAUCCUUGUCCUGAAGAAUACCCUUGCCGCUUUGUGACCUUGUCGGGGUGGAGGGCGCAAAUGACGGAUGAGGAGUGGGAGCUCGUUCAGUCAAUCCCCAAGAGCUGUUGGAAACUGUCCGAGGGUUGGUAUGCAUAA